UUACCAUUGCCUUUCUUUCUUUUUAUCUCAAUUGCUGUCGAAGCCAUGGAUCAGCUGCUUCAGUCCUGCCACAGCUCCCCCAGUCUGCCGCAAUUUAGCGAGAAUCAUUUGAAGAUGGUUCAGAAACUGUUGGAGUCAAACAAUCCGAGGAUGGAGCAACUAGCUACUGACUCAUUCGUUACGUUCUCGAAUAUAGAAGAAAGUAGUCCGUCGUACCAUCGCCAAUAUGAUUUCUUCAUCUCAAAGUUCUCCCAAAUGUGUCAUGCUACAUACGGCGAAGAUUCGCGAAAGAUCCGUAGUGCAGGAUUAAAGGGGCUCCGAGGAGUGGUAUGGAAAUCAGUGACAGACGACUUGCAUCCGAAUAUCUGGGAAAAACAGCAUAUGGACAAAAUUGUGCCGUCAAUUCUGUUCAAUCUCCAAGAGACAGACCAGUUGGAUGAAUCCAGCAAGUCGUCAACACUAUUUACCUCUUUUAAUGAUGAUCCAUAUCGUGAGGAAAGUCCCCGAGCGUUGUCGGAUCGAUGUUUACGUGAACUUAUGGGAAAGGCGUCCUUUGGUUCACUCCGUGCAGUGAUGGAACCGGUACUUAAACAUAUGGAUUUGCAUGCCCACUGGAAACCGCCGCCGCUGUUUGCUAUCCAUGUUUUUAAAGCGAUUAUCUACAGCAUUCAGAGCCAAAACAGUUAUUUUGUAAUCCAGGAGCUCAUUAAUCAUCUUGACUCAAUGAGUACAGCUGAUGCUGUUAUUCGCAUCGGAAUUGCUACUGUGCUGUCAAAUAUUGUAUCAAUCGCUGGAACAAGUAUAGGUCCUCUGCUGUUGUCCAUUUUCAACUCUCUUUUAAAACAUCUACGAACAUCUGUUGAUUUCGAGCGAUCUGAGAAAUGUAAAGAUUCCGAAGCCGAGAAAAUGUACCAGGAGGCACUAAUCAACGCUAUGGGCGACUUUGCAAAUGCGUUACCGGACUAUCAAAAGGUUGAAAUGAUGAUGUUCACUGUUGGAAACAUUCCAAAUUUGGGCGAGAAACGCGUUAAACAGGGUGACGAAUUCCUGCAGCACGUUCUUGUGAAGACACUCUUGAAGGUGGCGACGAAAUACCGUACCGCAUAUUUGGCUACGGUAUUCACAGAUUCAUUCCUUCACACUCUUAUCCAGCUGGCGUUGGUGAGUGAUCCUCAAGUGCGUUUAGGAACACAGCAAAUCUUCCAUACACUGCUUGAUAGACACGAUAAUUUGUCCCACCUGUCCCAUCUGGCUUAUGUUUUGGAUGUUUCUGAUGUGCAGCUGACGGUCGAGAAGUGUUCACGAGCCGACCAAAUGUUCAUGCGGAAACACAUUCAUGAUAUGUCACUGAUGCUUUACCGGUUCGUUUCAUCUGGAUAA
Molecule: messenger RNA, 1380 nt
Organism: Haemonchus placei
Lineage: Eukaryota; Metazoa; Nematoda; Chromadorea; Rhabditida; Trichostrongylidae
Source: the annotation of a GenBank genome assembly